Eucalyptus grandis is the source of this 5095-nucleotide messenger RNA. Its product is annotated as disease resistance protein RPV1-like. The record is from RefSeq and is a predicted model, not a curated record. The coding region runs from base 132 to 3563 and encodes 1143 amino acids. Lineage: Eukaryota; Viridiplantae; Streptophyta; Magnoliopsida; Myrtales; Myrtaceae. Gene Ontology annotation, biological process: defense response; signal transduction. Gene Ontology annotation, molecular function: ADP binding. The transcript is spliced from 4 exons.
CUUUGUAUCCAUUAUAAGGUCCUGCACUGCGCUUUCCCUCUCUCUGCGCAGAGCUCUCGUUCUUCAAUUCUUAAGCAUUCACUUACUCCCUCAGCCUUUUCAAGUCUCUCGCUCUUCGCUUUGCUGGAAACAUGCCGGUUUCUGGCAAACACCGACCUCUUGACGGCUCUUUCCCUCAUGAGCUCACCUCCAAUACUCCCUUUUCCAGCUGGACCUCGAAGAAGCCCAAAAUGCUAGUGAAUGAGACGAAUUCGCAGGCAUCAUCCGGACCUUCAUAUGAGGUUUUUAUAAGCUUUCGGGGAACUGACACCCGUCAUGGAUUCGCUGAUUGCCUUUACCAUGCCAUGGUUGGGGUCGGGAUUCUUGUCUUUAGGGACGAUGAAUCCCUUCGCGUCGGUCAAAAAAUUGGUGGUGAACUUCUACAAGCAAUUGAGAACUCCAAAAUCUACAUUCCCAUAUUCUCCAAAAAUUAUGCUUCGAGUCAUUGGUGCCUCCGAGAGCUCGCAUACAUGGUCGAGUGCACCUUGAAAUUGAAUGAGAACAAAGAGAUUCUGCCCAUUUUCUUGGAUGUGGAACCUGAAGAUGUCAAGCUCAAAACAGACUUAUAUAGCCAAGCUCUUGCAAAGCAUCAAGAAAAGUUUAGUGCAGAAGUGGAGUCAUGGAAAAAGGCUCUCAAUGAGGUGGACGAGAUAAAGGGAUGGAACUUGAAGAAAGAUCAAGGCCAAGGAGAUCUUAUAUGUUCGGUAAUUCAAACGAUUUCAGUUAAGCUGAAGGUUGCACAUGAAAACGUAACCGAGCAUCUAGUUGGAGUUGAUGAUCGCGUAGAAGAUAUAAUCAAAAUGUUGAAAGUGGGAUCUGAUAGUGUACGAUUUCUUGGAAUCCACGGAAUGGGCGGUGUUGGCAAAACAACUCUUGCUAAGGUUGUCUUCAACAUACUAUCUUCUAGCUUUGACGGAUGCUGUUUCCUUGCAAACGUUGGGGAAUCAUCAAAAGGCAAUAAUGGUCUGGUAAAUUUGCAAAAACAAUUGUUAUCCAAUCUCCUUGGUUCUCAUUCUAUCGACCAAAUUUAUCAAGUGAAUGAUGGGAUCAACAAGAUGAACAGAGGAGUACUUAAAAAUAAAAAAGUUCUCAUUGUUUUAGACGACGUGGAUGAGAAAGAACAACUUAAAAGUCUAGCAGAAAGAGGUAAUUGGUUCGGUCCUGGUAGUAGGAUUAUCAUAACUACUAGGGACCAAAGUAUCCUAAUGAUUAAGGGAGAAGCAAUAGGUGAAGGCCUUGUAGAAAAGUUCACAAAAGUUUUGACUUACGAUGUACAAGAAAUGGAAUUUGAUCAUGCUCUUAAGCUUUUUAGUAGGCAUGCCUUUAGAAGAAACUCUCCACCAAAAGAUCGUAUGUUCCUUUCUCAGAAGAUUGUCCAUACUUUGGGAAAGCUUCCUUUAGCUCUCGAGAUUACAGGUUCAUCCCUUAACGGUAAACCCGAAGAAUUAUGGGUUGACACAUGGAAGAAGCUACAAGAAGCUCCUCCUAAGGAAGUCCAGAGAAAAUUGAUGAUAACUUAUAACAGGUUAGAUCGUACACAAAGGGAAGUAUUUUUGGAUAUAGCCUGUUUUUUUGUUAAUGAGGAUACAACAUGCCCUUUCUAUAUGUGGGAUGACUAUGGAUACCACCCACAUGUUGCCAUUGAUGUCCUCCUUCUCAUGUCCUUGAUAAAAAUCAAAGACGACAAAACUUUCUGGAUGCAUGACCAAGUGCGGGACCUCGGAAGGGAAAUUGUCCGUCAAGAGAACUUCACCGAUCCCUAUGAGCGUAGUAGAGUGUGGAACUAUGAUGAAGCUUGGAGCAUUCUGAAGGAGAAAGAGGGAAGUAGGAAAAUAAAAGCAAUGUCACUAAAAGGAUAUUGUGGACUUUGUGGAGGUACUUUGACAAGUGAUGAAAUUGCUCCAUUACGAAACCUAAGGUUCUUUCGAGGGAAAGGGAAGUGCCUCGUUGGAGACUUCAACAACCUUCUCCCUAGUUUAAGAUGGCUUUCUUGGCAAUUUUACUCUAGCCAAUUUGAGGCAACAAACUUUCAUCCAGCUAACUUAGUCGUUCUUGACCUUUCAUGGAGUACUAUUUCGGAGGAAUGGAUUGGCUGGAAACAACUUAGAGAGGCCAAAAAACUAAAGGUACUAAAUCUCAACUCAUGCGAAGAGUUAAAGAGAACACCCAAUUUAUCUACGUGGGUGUAUCUAGAGAGAUUGGUUCUUUAUGAUUGUAUCAACUUAAUUGAAAUUGACCCAUCCAUUGGUAAUUUGCGAUCUUUGUUGACCUUGAAUUUAUUAAAUAGUAACCUUAGCAAAUUGCCAUACUCGAUUGGAGGGCUAGUGAAAAUUAGGCAGUUGGAUUUAUCAACGUGUAUGGAGAUAAAGGAACUUCCAGACUCAAUUGGGGAAUUACAAUCAUUAGUCGAGUUGGAUUUGUCAUCAACAAGUAUUGGUCACCUACCCGAUUCAAUCGGCAAUCUAAAGCAACUGAAAGUACUAAGGAUGAGUGACAUAGAAGGGAUAACAAAAUUACCAAGUGCGAUUUGGCUAGUGGAGAAGCUUGAAGAGUUAAAUGCUCGGGGAUGUUACAACUUGACUGGUGAAAUCCCUAAAGAAAUUGGGAGAUUGACCCGUUUGAGGAUCCUAGACUUGUCGAACACGCAUAUAUGCGGAUUACCCACCACGGUGAAGCACCUCUCUAAUCUCCAAACACUUGAGCUAGAAACAUAUUCCAAACUACAAUUGCCGGAGCUUCCCCUAAGUUUGACUUGUCUGACAUGGGGCCAGUGGAGGUCCUCCAUAAAGGUACAUGGGCAGGAGCAAAACCGUGCUCAUCAGGAAACACUUGUCAUUACUCUUCCCACUAGCAUCAGUAGCCUAUCUCAGCUUAAAACACUAAAAUUGGGCUGCCAAAAUGUGCAAUUCCUCCCCCAACUCCCGUCUAGUUUAAGAGAGUUAGAACUUCGAGGUCUGGUGACCGCACAAUCACCGGAUUUUUCCAAUUUGAAAUACUUGUCAAUCUUGACAUUCCGAGUAUGUUCGCUAGAAUUCUCCAAUAUAUUUGAUGCGGAGUUGGAGGAACUCCGUAUAAAGCACUGUGAGCUUAGACAACUGGACACACCGUUGCAAAGGGAAAUGAAAAGAUUGAGAUCAUUAAAGAUGGUUCAUUGUGAGUGUUUUCCAGAAGUACUUGAUCUGUCGCGCAUGAAGAAUCUAGAAACGAUAAGUCUAGAAUUUUGCAAUUCAUUAGUCGAGAUUCGUGGCCUUGAAGAAUUGGGAUCCCUUUGCUCUCUAGUAAUCGAACUUUGCCCUUCCUUGAAGAGGAUGUCAGACCUAUCGAAAUUGAAAAAGCUACCGAAGCUCGAUGUAUUUGGUUGUUUGAAGCUAAAUAAGCAGGAAAUCUAUUGGAAUUAUUGGAAUGGAGAGUUUGGGGGUGACAUCUGCAACGUCGGCGGCUUCGAUUUGUCAUUAGUCCCCGACGAGCGCAGAAUUGAUGCAUUCUUCGACUCUUGCUAUUAUAGGAGCCGUUUAAAGCCAUGAUGCUGGAGAGUUUGGGGGUGACACCUCAAACGUUGCUUCCACCUCCGCCGUGGUAUAAUGAGUCCCAUCAGCGACUCCGAUUCGUCGUCCGCGUCCAGCAAGCUCAAACCUACCGCAUUCUUUGGCGUGUUGCCACUGCCUCCACCUCCGCCAUCACCUUUAGGAGCCCCAUCAGCAGUUGGAAUAUCGCAGCACCACGUUUCGCACCAUAACUUGCACUGGUAAUUCUAAAUUGCGCACCAAGUGUUUGCGCAAUUACCUCUUUCCUUGUUCAGAUCUGGAUAUGGAGUUUUGUGACAGGGGUCUGAUGGUUGAAGUUUAUGGUGUUGAGCUAAUUGGGAAAACUGAGUUUUGAUUUGAUUUGGUGUGCAGAUGGUGGUAAAAACCCCACAUUUCAAUAGUAGUUUUUGUUCACGCUCAUUGAAGAUCUUAGGGAGUUGAAUCUUGCAGUGUGGAACAGCAAUAUCCUCACUUUCGACAACUUCAUCGACAGUGAAAAGUAAUUGCUUCCUACCUUGAAUUUAUUUUGCUAACAAAACUAUUGUUGAGUUGUUUUAGAUUUUGGUCCUUGAGUGACUAGCGUUCUUAUCUUAGUUGUCUUUUCCAUGGUCUCAAGAGUUCGACUCCAUAAGGUUCUUUCUCAAAGCUUCGAUAAUACGGUCUGGCCUCUUCAGACUAAAAACGGGCAGGCACAAUCCAUUCCUAUUUUCUUAAGUAUGUAGAAUUAUUUAUCAGGUUCAAAAGCAAAAUACAAAAAAAAAAAAAAAAAAAAAGCUGUCAGACAAUGGAGUACAUAUGAUGACCUUUGUUUAAGGAUAGGAUGUGAUUUUUCUAAUUCAAUCCUAUGCAAUAAUAACUCGACUAGGUUCUAACAUUGCUUUUGAAAUUACAUGUCGACUGCCAAAUUGUUGUUGUUGUUGUGGUUGUCGUCGUCAUCAUCAUUAUUGUUAAAUAGGUUUGAUUGCUUGAAUAAUCUACUGGAAACUUGGGUGCUUCAUAGUACUGGCCACAUUUUCCAUAUCUAUUUUAGUGCUAGGGCAUGGCAUGUCAUAUUUGCCACCUUAUAUUGUUUUACCAUCUAUGGAUAUGAUAUAUCUUGUAUACUAGUUGAAAUAUGAGCUAUUUGCUACUAUUGAGUGUAUUAAUUCCUCCUAGGAAGCAAAAAUCCAGCACUAUUUAGUUCUCCCAAUAAUGACCAUUGCUGGCAUUAUGCUAGUUCUUCUAGCUAGAUUUUGACAUUGUUAAUUUUGCAAUGGAACAAGUAUAUUGCCCGUCUUGGUAGUGAGAACAAGGCCUUAGCUUUUUCCUUCUUUUUUUUCAAGAAUUUCAUUAGGUAUUUACUAACAUUUGAUAUAAUAGCUUUUGAGAUUUAAACAUAGUGAUAUGUCGAACGAAUUCUGUAAGGAUGAUAUAGACUACAUCCUGUAGUUGAACUAAUGGAGUUUUUACAUAUUCCCAAGGGAGUGAGGCUAGUGUUGUUCAGAACCCUUGAUACUGCUAGUUAAACUUAUGUUCCUAAAAUACUUUUGUGG